UUACAGUUGAAAUUAAGACGCAGUGGUGCACAUCUGAUGCUUGUUGGAUGCUUGACAGUGAGUGGCGUGCGCACGAGGGAGCAGGCUGACGAUUAAGGCACAAUGAAAGGCAUUAUCCCCAGGAGCAAAACUAAAGGUGUUGAUAUCUGUGCAGGGAAAGAGCAGUGUUAUAUAAUCCGCUCUGAUCUCGGCUGCUAUAUGCAGACAAGUGAUUUAAAUAAAGGUUCAAACAUCAGUAUUUUCAGUCUGCAUCCCUCCUGCCAGAAUGGAGAGCAUUAUUUUGCUGAUAAGUUUGGCCACUUUUACAUCAUUAAGGGAGAAUUGUGCCGCAGGGUCACAGACCUGUCAACAGAUGCCGAUGCUGAAGUUUAUAACCUUCAUCCUGAGUUGCAAGGUGCAGACCACUACUUGUCGGUCGAUGACACAUUUUUUAUCAUCUUCCAAGAAAGUGGAACUUUCAAACAGACACAAGUUUUUUUUAAUCCCGUCUUCUUCUUCGUCAGACCCAGUCCAUAUUUAAUGGUAAACCCUAAGUUAACCUCUAAAUACAGUGAAGGUCUUUAUUUCUGGGGUCUGUCAGAUGGCCUCUGCUUUCUGAAGCCGGUCUCAGAGUGGGGAGUCGAAUACUGCAAAAUCAGCAACCUUGAGAAAGAGGAACGUCUUCAAGUCUUUUCUCUUCACCCUGAUGUUGUAAACUUUCUGCCUGGUGGUCUGUCGAUAACUAGAGGCCCAGCCUUUGGCAGGUGGGAGAUUAUUAAAACUAUACGAAAUGACAGUGACGCAACAGGGAAAUGGGGGAUGAAGAUCACUACAAAGGUCGGAUACAAUAAGGAGACAAUGAAACAGAUGACACACAACUGGAAGAUAGAAACGUCUUUCUUAAUUAAAUGUAAAGAUCUCUCAGAGUUAAUUGCGAAAUUACAGUUCUCUUUUUCUGCAGAAUAUGGAGGUUCAUAUGUGGACACUAAGCAGGAAAGCUGGAAUGAAGCAACUGAAGUGGAAGAGGAGCUAACAUUGGAACUGAAGCCCAGGCAGUGUUUAUAUAUUUGGCAGUACAGACUGGGUUUUGGUGAUGAAUCACUGUUGUUCUGUCGUCAUUUAAAAAUUGGUGAUCAGCCGACCCCUCCAACUGAUGUCCACCUGCCACCUGCAGAACCACAAGAAAACCUCAAAUCGGAAGAUAACCAAGGGAUUCAGUGAUUUUUACAUAUCUGCACACAUUGGUAACACAAAGAGAAGGCUGUUACUGUAUUGUACUGUUAAGUGUUUUUUUGUAGAUACACUGCCAUUAACGAAACAUUCAUAAGUCUCAUUCACUGAUUAUUGUGUACAUAAUUCAUAUUUAUAAGUAAGGGUGUGCGGGGCAAAAACUAAAGCGGAGUUAGU
Messenger RNA from Misgurnus anguillicaudatus (oriental weatherfish), 1386 nucleotides. RefSeq lists its product as uncharacterized. NCBI's taxonomy places the organism in Eukaryota, Metazoa, Chordata, Actinopteri, Cypriniformes, Cobitidae. The record is from RefSeq and is a predicted model, not a curated record.